This is a messenger RNA of Colletotrichum gloeosporioides, 3597 nucleotides long. Its product is annotated as Nucleoporin. Lineage: Eukaryota; Fungi; Ascomycota; Sordariomycetes; Glomerellales; Glomerellaceae. The record is from RefSeq and is a predicted model, not a curated record. The transcript is spliced from 4 exons. Gene Ontology annotation, molecular function: protein binding; structural constituent of nuclear pore. Gene Ontology annotation, cellular component: nuclear pore. The coding region runs from base 1 to 3597 and encodes 1198 amino acids.
AUGGACAUGCCUAGGAGGCAGACAGGCUUCAACAAUGUACCGUCGGCGCAAAGAAAGAUGGAUUCCGCAAACACGCAAUAUCUCUACCGAGAGACUCGUCUCAACCUCGAAGCGGCUUCUUCGUCGUCUGUCGUCAAUAUCCGCGUUCCCUCGCUGACAUCCAACGGCAGAGGCGUAAUCCGCAGACUGACCUAUGGGAACGGCGGCAAGAAUGUGAGCGAAGAUGAGGUGGCCUUCCGACUUAAGAACCUCGCGGCUGCCUCGUCGGUCUACCACAGAAAAUGGCACGAUGCACCGCGCAGCUUCCUCUGGAGAUUGCUCGAGGACGGCUUGGUAUUAAGCCUUCGUGUGGUCGAUACCUGUCGCCAUGAAAAGGCGGCGGAUGCGCCCCUUACGCUCAACUUCAGAUUCUCGGUACCGAUCCAACCAUCCUGCAUCGCCUUCGCCGACCCCCGCGAACACGAUGCGCUCUCGAUGUUUGUCCUCGACGAGUCUAGCUCUCUCUACACAUUUACUCUACGACCCGAUUUUUUCAGGAAGCGCUCCGCGAUCGAGACUGGUCCAGGCGAUGCUUGCAAGGCUUACCAGCCAAAGGUCUUCGGCCUGAAGCAUCCGCACCGAAUGGUCGCAGCAAGCCCCGAUCAGGUUGUCAUUUCCCUCUACGAUGGUGGCCUUGUGAGGCUCGAUAAGAACAAGGCUCAAGACUCCGCCAGCAACCCGUGGAAAGAGACGAUCUAUAACUCCCAAGGUUGGGCGCAGGGACUCCGCAACUUCCUCCCUUUCAAGCAGAACAACUCUGUUCGAUACCACAACAUGUCCAUGGACGCCAGCGCGGCCACAUCGAUACAGGUCACGGACCUGGGUUUGGAUGAUGCUGCCUUCCUGUUUACCGUCUGCCUCGACCACCGCAUGCGGAUUUGGAACUUGCGGACCGGACAAAUCCUUUUUACCGGAGACAUCCUGAACGCUGACCGCAACCCUCAAGAGAUGGGCAAGUGGCAAAUUGAUCCAUCUCAAUCAAAUCUGCUGCAGCUUGUUGGCGACGGUGCCGGUAAGAGGAUGUGUGCUACCUAUUCGCCUAUCGGUGCCGGGGAGUUCAAGUUCUGGAAUAUCAAGGCUCAUGAUACCGAGACCGUCUACGUUGAGGACGCAUUCCCUAAGACACACUUGGUCCCGUCUUCACCGUCAUUGUCGGAUGUCUGGACCCUCGCCGAUUUCGUUCUUUCCAGCCCGUCGGAUGGUGGUGUUCAGUUGUGGACGUUGUGGAAGAAUAACAUGACCUACCGGGUCCAGGAGCUGGAACUCGAUAUGGACAAUAUUGGAGAUUCUUGGGAGACUGAGUGGAACUCCGUGCACAUCGACGCGACAUAUCCAACGGCGCAGGUCUCGGGCCCGUCGGACCCAACAGAUACAACUGAGAAAUGGCUGGAGCUGAUCUUGGCACCUGGCCGUUUCACAAAAGCUACCCUGGAGACGGCCCUUUCAAUCUACGAGAAGGGGCUGGGAGCCCAAAAAGACGGCGGAUCGAGGGGACAAAGGGGCUUGACGGAGUCUAUCUGUUCCGUUCUCGCUUCUACAGCAUCUCUGGAUCGCAACUCAGCCGGUGGUAUGGAUUAUGAGCAAUUCCGUGCGAGCAGCGAAAUCCAGUGGCGGAGAUUCUACAGACUACUGAUUGAGCUAGACAAGCAGCGUGGCGAGGCGGUCUCUCUGAUUCUCGAUUCAGACACCGAUAUGACCUGGGUAGUUUGUGCCGAUGCUGUGUCUGCCAUCAGAGAAUGCAGCCCACUCGAACGAUUAUACUACAACCUUUCGCGCCCAGACGAAGGAUCAGAGCGGACAGCGACUCUCAUUUCCACGGGAAUCAACUUUGUAGACACAAUUUCUGACAAUAUCCUGCAAGUCUGCAACGCGGCGCUGCGCCCUGAAAUUUUUGAGGAGACGCCGAGGACGGAUUACGAGCGGAUUCAGUACUUGUUCGACACCACCGCCAUGUGGCGAAGUGUAAGCGAGGAGGAUUGCGCGCAGGUCAUUGAAAGCCUGGGGCAAAAUUACAGCGGUGUGACGAUGGAGCUGUAUAACAGCCUCGCUGCCUUGAUCGCCGCCAGCGCAGAGUCAGGAAGCCGCAAGACCCGGCAGCCUCUCACUGACUUUGGAAGAAAAUUGAUCGUCAAGACUGUUCAGGAAACAAUCGAGCUCCAGUGGAAGGUUGUCUUUAGUCAGAUCUUACUAUUGGUUCACAUGGAAUUCGACUGGGAGCAAGAGGAGGACAUGCUCUCCAAGCGAUUCGAUAUUGGCAACGUGUUUCGCCAGUUGCUCGAGUCCCUCCGCAGAUUAGAGCUGCUCAGGUGGCUUUCCAAAACCGAGAUCACAGUUCCCAUUGGAAACAAGCACGAACGCAACGGCUCCUUCUCUGGCUCGCCAAGCGCCACCAAGCGAUCUGGCGAGGAGACCCAUACUAUCACCGCUUUGGAGGGCAAUGUAGGACACCUCCUGGGCUUCGUCGAUGGCAAGAACGAGCUUUUGGCCUCGAGCAUCACGGAUAUUGUCAACGAUUUGUGCGCAUCAAACAGCGACAUUGAGGUGUCACCUACCCUCAUUCAAUGCUCCUUGAUCAGGAGAGAACGGGCUGAUUUGGCCCUGGAGCUCAACCCCUUCUGCCGUCAAACGCCUUUCGCCAUAUAUAUCCAGGGCCGAGUCUCCCUUGCCCUCAAAGAUUUUGCCUCGGCCGCUAUCCAUUUCCGCAAGGCGGCCAUUGGAAUGAGUGUGAAGGAUGUUGAUGUCGACCGCCAUAGCAGUGGUCUCCUGGACGACACGGAAUGGAACCUGCUCAACAAGGGCCCUGCCCGUUACUAUUGUCACACUGUGGCCCUGUUUGAGAAGGCCAAGGCGUACUCUUGCGUUAUCGAGUUUGCCGGUCUGGCUAUUCAGUACUCUCACGCCAGCCCCGAAGCUACAUUGGUGCGGAGCGAGAUGCUUAGUCGCCAAUUCAACGCAGCCACAGUGCUCUCGCGCUUUGAUGUUGCUCACGCCAGCCUACUUGCCAUGAAGGACAAGGCAAUGCAGCACUCGUCCCUGCGCAAGCUGGUGGACAAGAUGUGCGAAUCUUAUCACAACAAGGAACUAAUGUCGCUACCCUUCCCUGGGCUGUCAGACUCCAUCGAUGAGAUUUUGUCCCAGAGAUGCAGGUCGACGAUGGAUGUCCUGAGCGGCAUCCCUUACCACCAAAUACUCUACUCCUGGAGGAUCAAGCACAACGACUAUCGUGGCGCGGCCACAGUCUUAUUGGAUCGCAUUCAGAAGCUGCAAUUCGCCGGCGAGGGUGACAAGUUCAUUGGGGAGGACAUCCUGGACACACCCGUAACGAAGCAGUACCUGCUGCUCAUCAACGCCUUGAGCUGCGUUGACCCGAAGCAAGCCUGGAUCUUCUCAGAGGAAUUGCCGCCUGCCAACUCGAGGGACGGCAACUUCCAAGGCAAGCGCAAGGUCGUCACGCUGCCAGACUUACGCAAACAGUACCAGGACGAGCUGGACAGAAUCGCUGCCAUCCAGAACAACCAGUUCGGAUUCGAGGCAGACGACGCUAUGGACAUUUUGUAA